Messenger RNA from Symphalangus syndactylus (siamang), 2323 nucleotides. It is a transcript of the gene FBXO24, whose product is annotated as F-box protein 24. The record is from RefSeq and is a predicted model, not a curated record. Lineage: Eukaryota; Metazoa; Chordata; Mammalia; Primates; Hylobatidae. Gene Ontology annotation, molecular function: protein binding.
ACCCGUCAGUGGGGUGGAGCUCCGGCGCCGGAAUCUGACGAGAGAAGGGAGGGGAACAAGGAUAGAGCGCUCGCCAACGGCCGACGCUCCAGGCUGUCCCGCCUAGCGAAGUCGCACCCAAUCACAAUGCUCAGAUCUGGAGGUGGAGCCAAUCAGGUCCAACCAAGAGGAGGGGACACCGGCACUCAACUAGUAGGAAAACGGGCCUAGGGACUGCAAGCAGGGUCCCCCAAAGACCAAUCGUAAGCCAGAUACAGGCGAGUGACUGUCAAGAAGGCCAAUUAGAGCCUCCAAAGGGAAUCUGGACCGGCCUCUUCUCUGAGGGACGGCUCUAUCUACCAAUAGCAUGGGCGAGAAGGCGGUCCCUUUGCUAAGGAGGAGGCGGGUGAAGAGAAGCUGCCCUUCUUGUGGCUCGGAGCUUGGGGUUGAAGAGAAGAGGGGGAAAGGGAAUCCGAUUUCCAUCCAGUUGUUCCCCCCAGAGCUGGUGGAGCAUAUCAUCUCAUUCCUCCCAGUCAGAGACCUUGUUGCCCUCGGCCAGACCUGCCGCUACUUCCAUGAAGUGUGCGACGGAGAAGGCGUGUGGAGACGCAUCUGUCGCAGACUCAGUCCGCGCCUCCAAGAUCAGGGUUCUGGAGUCCGGCCCUGGAAGAGAGCUGCCAUUCUGAACUACACGAAGGGCCUGUAUUUCCAGGCAUUUGGAGGCCGCCACCGAUGUCUCAGCAAGAGCGUGGCCCCCUUGCUAGCCCAUGGCUACCGCCGUUUCUUGCCCACCAAGGAUCAUGUCUUCAUUCUUGACUACGUGGGGACGCUCUUCUUCCUCAAAAAUGCCCUGGUCUCCGCCCUCGGCCAGAUGCAGUGGAAGCGGGCCUGUCGCUAUGUUGUGUUGUGUCGUGGAGCCAAGGAUUUUGCCUCGGACCCAAGGUGUGACACAGUUUACCGUAAAUACCUCUACGUCUUGGCCACUCGGGAGCAGCAGGAAGUGGUGGGUACCACCAGCAGCCGGGCCUGUGACUGUGUUGAGGUCUAUCUGCAGUCUAGUGGGCAGCGGGUCUUCAAGAUGACAUUCCACCACUCCAUGACCUUCAAGCAGAUCGUGCUGGUUGGUCAGGAGACCCAGCGGGCUCUACUGCUCCUCACAGAGGAAGGAAAGAUCUACUCUUUGGUAGUGAAUGAGACCCAGCUUGACCAGCCACGCUCCUACACGGUUCAGCUGGCCCUGAGGAAGGUGUCCCACUACCUGCCUCACCUGCGCGUGGCCUGCAUGACUUCCAACCAGAGCAGCACCCUCUACGUCACGGACCAGGGGGGAGUGUAUUUUGAGGUGCAUACCCCAGGGGUGUAUCGCGAUCUCUUUGGGACCCUUCAAGCCUUUGACCCCCUGGACCAGCAGAUGCCGCUUGCUCUCUCACUGCCUGCCAAGAUCCUGUUCUGUGCUCUUGGCUACAACCACCUUGGCCUGGUGGAUGAAUUUGGCCGAAUCUUCAUGCAAGGAAAUAACAGAUACGGGCAGCUAGGAACAGGGGACAAAAUGGACCGAGGGGAACCCACACAGGUUCAUUACCUGCAGCGGCCCAUCACCCUGUGGUGCGGCCUCAACCACUCCCUGGUGCUGAGCCAGAGCGCAGAGUUCAGCAAGGAGCUGCUGGGCUGCGGCUGUGGGGCUGGGGGCCGCCUCCCAGGCUGGCCCAAGGGGAGUGCCUCCUUCGUCAAGCUCCAAGUCAAGGUCCCUCUGUGUGCCUGCGCCCUCUGUGCCACUAGGGAGUGCCUGUACAUCCUGUCCAGCCACGACAUUGAGCAGCACGCCCCCUAUCGCGACCUGCCGGCCAGCAGGGUGGUGGGGACUCCUGAGCCCAGCCCGGGGGCCAGAGCACCCCAGGACCCCGGGGGGACGGCCCAGGCCUGCGAGGAGUACCUCAGCCAGAUCCACAGUUGCCACACGUUGCAGGACCGCAUGGAGAAGAUGAAGGAGAUCGUAGGGUGGAUGCCCCUGAUGGCCGCACAGAAGGACUUCUUCUGGGAGGCCCUGAACAUGCUGCAGACGGCUGAGGGAGGCGGGGGUGGUGUAGGGCCCCCAGCCCCUGAGACCUAAUCCCCCUCAUGCUAGCCUAGUCCCUGGAGGGAGUCCAGCCCCAGGCCAGGGACUAAGGAGCAAUGACCAUUGUGCGCAUGCGUGUGGGAAGGGGUUGCUAGGGGGUGGGGACCGCUAACCAGGGUAAGGCAGGGAAUUGUUUUGUAAAAUGUUCAGGGGGCUGCCCAGGAGGGGCCCCCAACCUGACUAUCAUGGACAAGAGAUUUGAUGGAUAGAAUAAAAGGCUGCAGCGAG